This is a messenger RNA of Octopus sinensis (East Asian common octopus), 1002 nucleotides long. RefSeq lists its product as uncharacterized. The coding region runs from base 102 to 467 and encodes 121 amino acids. The transcript has 4 exons. Lineage: Eukaryota; Metazoa; Mollusca; Cephalopoda; Octopoda; Octopodidae. The record is from RefSeq and is a predicted model, not a curated record.
CAUUUGUUAUUUAAAUAAAGAAUUACAAUAAACAACGAUUACUGAAAAAAAUUUAAUAAAUAUCAAUUGAUAUGUAAUAUUCUAAGUUAUCUCCCCUACAAAUGACGCCGAGCACCAUGGAAGUAAAAGAACCGGAUUCGGUUAUUACAACCGAAGUUGAUCUGUUUACUGUCCGAGUGAACCUGUCAAUGCCAGGACUUCAGGUGAAGAAAAGUUUCAUGAAGUUUACGAAACCAAAACCACGUAAUGCAAAAGUCACCGUCAAAUUUGAAGGGAGACAGCUUGAAGUGAACGUCAUAAUGGAAGAGAAAAAUGUGAAUUAUCAGUUCAAAAUUAAAAAGUUACCAGGACCAAUUGUCAAUUGUACUGAAGAGUGCGAGAAAGACAGAGUAAUUCUUACCCUGACGAAGGAAAACGAAGAAUCUUGGGUAGCUUCCCUUGAGAAUGGGCUGGAAACGGCAACAUAAGCAGCUUGAAUGUCUUAACCAGCGCUGAUCGAUGGAGGAACAGAAUACGUCUUAUCAAAACUAACUAUCCCUAGCUCUGUAUAUCUAUACAUAUGUAUGUAUGUAGGUAUGCGUGUGUGUGUGUGUCUGUGUGUGGUAAUUGUUAAGUUUAGUUAUAUCAAAUAAAGAUUAAGGGGGAGAUAACUAGUAAAGGGACAUACAUAAGGGUCAACAUAAAUACCAGAUAUUAUUUACUUUGGAAUUGAUCAGAAUGGCGCACGUGGAAGAACCCGCGGGAACCACCAUUCAUUAUUCCUGAAAAUUGAAAUCCUCAACUGUGAAUCAAUCCUGCAAUGUCACCCAAUUAGCCGAAUCACGAGACAAGAUUCUUCAGUGGUUGGCACGGCGUCGACUAAUAAAUUUAUACUCGUGCGAAAAUUGGGAUCUUUUCGGUUUGAACGGCAGUUUUUAACAUAAUUUCUAGGUAACUAAAAAAUUUAAAACUUCGUAUACUGGUAGAAUGUGUUUAUAAAACAUCAUUUUCUCUUGGCUUUAU